GCCGCGCCGGAAGUUCCCGGCAGUGCCUGGCGGUAACCUUGGGCUUCCUCGCCGCCACGCCGCCACGCCACCUCGCCGCCCCCGUUGCAUGGGCUUUGCAAAACUGGGUCUCCGCCGAGUGGGAGCCCAUUAGGAACCUGGAACCGCCGAGCUGCCGAGGGAAGAAAUAAGCAGCAGCGGGAGCGGGCGGGCAGCGUGGACGCACUGCCGCCUCAGCCGAGAUGUCUCUGGUGGCGGAAGCCUUCGUGUCCCAGAUCGCAGCUACAGAACCUUGGCCUGAAAAUGCUACUUUAUAUCAGCAGCUGAAAGGGGAGCAGAUUUUGCUUUCUGACAAUGCAGCUUCUCUUGCUGUGCAGGCCUUUUUACAAAUGUGUAAUCUGCCUGUCAAAGUGGUUUGUAGGGCAAAUGCUGAAUACAUGUCGCCAUCAGGUAAAGUACCUUUUAUUCAUGUAGGAAAUCAAGUAGUAUCGGAACUUGGCCCAAUAGUCCAAUUUGUUAAAGCAAAGGGCCAUUCUCUUAGUGAUGGGCUGGAUGAAGUCCAAAAAGCAGAAAUGAAAGCCUACAUGGAAUUAGUCAACAAUAUGCUGUUGACUGCUGAGUUGUAUCUUCAGUGGUGUGAUGAAGCUACAGUAGGGGAGAUAACUCAUGCUAGAUAUGGAUCUCCUUAUCCUUGGCCUCUGAAUCAUAUUUUGGCCUAUCAAAAACGAUGGGAAGUUAAACGUAAGAUGAAAGCUAUUGGCUGGGGUAACAAGACUCUGGACCAGGUUCUAGAAGAUGUGGAUCAGUGCUUUCAAGCUCUUGCUCAAAGACUGGGAUCACAGCCGUAUUUCUUCAAUAAGCACCCUACUGAACUAGAUGCUCUGGUGUUUGGCCACCUGUACACCAUUCUUACCACUCAGUUGCCCAGUGAGGAGCUUUCUGAGAAGGUGAAACACUAUAGCAACCUCUUUGAAUUUUGUAGAAGAAUUGAACAGCACUACUUUGAAGAGCGUGGCAAACGUGCUCCAUUACAUGACUUGUAAAAUUUUGGUGUUUAGUUGUUUUAUUUUUUUAAAAAGUCACUUUAAAAAUAUUCUGCUUAAAUGUUGCAGAAGAAGUUAAUAUUUGAAUUGUAAAACAAAAAGAAAUGCAUUUUAAAACUUCAACAAAUUAUAUGUAUCCUAUACUUGUACUUUAUAUUAUUUGUAUACACAUUAAAAUAAUUUUCAGUGACUUUCUUUCAUUAUUGUACUCUGUCUUUGAAAUUUGUUUUCUCAGAACAUGUAUGCAUAUAAAAAUAAAGCUUAAACAACAGUA
This is a messenger RNA of Suncus etruscus (white-toothed pygmy shrew), 1296 nucleotides long. RefSeq names its product metaxin 2 (gene MTX2). Lineage: Eukaryota; Metazoa; Chordata; Mammalia; Eulipotyphla; Soricidae. The coding region runs from base 222 to 1022 and encodes 266 amino acids. The transcript is spliced from 10 exons. Gene Ontology annotation, cellular component: SAM complex. Gene Ontology annotation, biological process: mitochondrion organization. The record is from RefSeq and is a predicted model, not a curated record.